AUGGCGGCCCCGGGAGAGGCCCCGGGAGAGGCCCCGGGAGAGGCCCCGGGAGAGGCGCUCCGGGCCGUGCUGCGGCCCAGCGGGGCCCUCCCGGCCGAGGCUCUCCCGGUGCGCGGCUACGACUUCUCGGGCGGCGCGGACCACGCGGCGCUGCUCCGCUCCUUCCGCACCACCGGAUUCCAGGCCACGAGCUUCGCGCGGGCGGUGGCGGAGAUCGAGCGGAUGAUCGCGGCCAAGCUGGAGCCGCUGGGCUCGGAGCAGCGGCAGCGAGCGGCCAUGGCCGGGCCCCGGCCCCCCUCGGGCUGCACCAUCUUCCUGGGCUUCACCUCCAACCUCGUCAGCUCCGGCGUCAGGGAGAGCAUCCGAUACCUCGUACAGCACGGCAUGGUGGACGUGCUGGUGACCACGGCCGGGGGGGUGGAGGAGGAUCUCAUCAAGUGCCUGGCGCCCACCUACAUCGGGGACUUCCACCUGCGGGGCCGGGAGCUGCGCGAGAACGGCAUCAACAGGAUCGGGAACCUGCUGGUGCCCAAUGACAAUUACUGCAAGUUCGAGGAUUGGCUGAUGCCCAUCCUGGAGCGGAUGGUGGACGAGCAGGACACACAGGGCGUGCGGUGGACGCCGUCCCGGAUGAUCGCCCGGCUGGGCAAGGAGAUCAACAACCCCGAGUCCAUCUGUUACUGGGCUCAGAAGAACAAGAUCCCGGUGCUGAGCCCGGCGCUCACCGACGGCUCCCUGGGGGACAUGAUCUUCUUCCACUCCUACAAACGCCCGGGGCUCGUGCUGGACAUCGUGGAGGACCUGCGCCUCAUCAACACCCAGGCCAUCUUCGCGCACAGGACCGGGAUGAUCAUCCUGGGCGGGGGUCUGGUCAAGCACCACAUCGCCAACGCCAACCUGAUGCGCAACGGCGCCGAUUUCUCCGUCUACGUCAACACGGCGCAGGAGUUCGACGGCUCCGACUCGGGCGCGCGGCCGGACGAGGCCGUGUCCUGGGGCAAGAUCCGCGUGGACGCCACCCCCGUCAAGGUCUACGCCGACGCCUCACUCGUGUUCCCGCUGCUCGUGGCCGAGACGUUCGCACGGAGCGCCGACGCCUUCCCGGUGCCCGCGGGGACCCCCGAGGCCUGAGGGACCCUCGAGGUCUGAGGGACCCCCGGUGCCUGUGGGGACCCCCAGUGCCUGCAUGGACCCCCAAGUCCUGAGGGACCCCCGAGGCCAGAGUGACACCCAGUUCCCACAGGGACCCCCGAGGC
Pseudopodoces humilis (Tibetan ground-tit) is the source of this 1256-nucleotide messenger RNA. Lineage: Eukaryota; Metazoa; Chordata; Aves; Passeriformes; Paridae. The record is from RefSeq and is a predicted model, not a curated record.